Cygnus atratus (black swan) is the source of this 4089-nucleotide messenger RNA. Its product is annotated as zinc finger protein 420-like. Gene Ontology annotation, biological process: regulation of transcription by RNA polymerase II. The transcript is spliced from 8 exons. Lineage: Eukaryota; Metazoa; Chordata; Aves; Anseriformes; Anatidae. Gene Ontology annotation, molecular function: RNA polymerase II cis-regulatory region sequence-specific DNA binding; DNA-binding transcription factor activity. The record is from RefSeq and is a predicted model, not a curated record.
AUGGAGAGUCACUUCUUUGGUGGUUCGGGCCUGAGCCCUGGGAAUUUGGAACCCGUGACCUUCGUGGAGGUGGCCGUGUAUUUCAGCAGGGAGGAGUGGGAGCUGCUGGAUCCUGCACAGCGAGCGCUCUACCGGGACGUGACGCUGGAGAUGUAUGAGUCCAUAACUUCACUGGGAUUACUUCCAUCCCCGAAACCCGUGGUGAUCUCUCAGCUUGAAGAAGGGGAAGAUCCCUGGAUCCCAGAUCUGCAUGGCGUGGAGGAUGUGACAGGAGACCUCAGCCCAGGUGACAGGAUCACAAAAGCAAAGGAGACUCUUCAGAAAAGUGGCAUGGCCCAAAGGCAGUUGAAUGGUGACUCUGUGGGAAAAAUCAGAAGGGGCGUCCAAAAGGGCCUGGAGCAUGGAAAGCAUCUCAAGAAGCCACUGAAAACCCAUCCAGGAAAUCGAGCAAGGAAUCCCCUAGAUGGCAGCAAAGGUCAAAAAGAGCCUAAAGAACUGACAAUGAAGCAAGCCUGCCAGAAGAAAAUGGAGAACCAAUGUGAUGAGUGUGGAAGAAUCUUUAAAAGUCAUUCCCAUCUUGUUAAGCACCAGCGCAUCCACACAGGAGACAGACCCUACAAGUGCCCUGAGUGUGGUAAGAGCUUCAGAAGAAACUCUAACCUCACUUACCACCAGCGCUCUCACACAGGAGAGAGACCUCACAAGUGCUCACAGUGUGAGAAGAGCUUCAAAUGCAGUUCACAACUCACCUACCACCAGCGCUUUCACACAGGAGAGAGACCCUACAAGUGCUCACAGUGUGAGAAGAGCUUCAGAAGCAGCUCUGAACUCACCUACCAUCACCGCUUUCACACAGGAGAGAGACCCUACAAGUGCUCACAGUGUGAGAAGAGCUACAGAAGAAGAGCAGAUCUCAUCUACCACCAGCGCUUUCACACAGGAGAGAAGCCCUACAAGUGCCCUGAGUGUGGGAAGAGCUUUAGAAGCAGUUCUCAACUCCUUGUGCACAAACUGACCCACACAGCAGAGAGACCCUACACAUGCCCCGAUUGUGAGAAGAGCUUCAAAAGCAGUUCUGUACUCGAGUUGCACAUACGGAUCCACACAGGAGAGAGACCCUACAAGUGCCCUGAGUGUGGGAAGAGCUUCAGAAGCACUUCUGACUUGAUUAAACACCAGCGCAUCCACUCAGGAGGGAGACCCUACAAGUGCCCUGUUUGUGAGAAGAGCUUCCAAAGGAGUUCUGUACUCAAUUUGCACAAACGGAUCCACACAGGAGAGAGACCCUACAAGUGCCCUGAUUGUGAGAAGAGUUUCAAAAGCAGUUCUGUACUCGAGUUGCACAAACGGAUCCACACAGGAGACAGACCCUACAAGUGCCCUGAGUGUGGGAAGAGCUUCAGAAGACACUCUCACCUCACUUACCACCAGCGCUCUCACACAGGAGAGAGACCUCACAAGUGCUCACAGUGUGAGAAGAGCUUCAAAUGCAGUUCAGAUUUCGCCUACCACCAGCGCUUUCACACAGGAGAGAGACCCUACAAGUGCUCACAGUGUGAGAAGAGCUUCAGAAGCAGUUCAGAUCUCGCCUACCAUCACCGCUUUCACACAGGAGAGAGACCUCACAAGUGCUCACAGUGUGAGAAGAGCUACAGAAGAAGAGCAGAUCUCAUCUACCACCAGCGCUUUCACACAGGAGAGAAGCCCUACAAGUGCCCUGAGUGUGGGAAGAGCUUCAGAAGCAGUUCUCAACUCCUUGUGCACAAACUGACCCACACAGCAGAGAGACCCUACAAGUGCCCCGAUUGUGAGAAGAGCUUCAAAAGCAGUUCUGUACUCGAGUUGCACAUACGGAUCCACACAGGAGAGAGACCCUACAAGUGCCCUGAGUGUGAGAAGAGCUUCAAAAGCACUUCUGACUUGAUUAAACACCAGCGCAUCCACACAGGAGAGAGACCCUACAAGUGCCCUGAUUGUGAGAAGAGCUUCAAAAGUAGUUCUGUACUUAAUUUCCACAAACGGAUCCACACAGGAGAGAGACCCUACAAGUGUCCUGUUUGUGAGAAGAGCUUCAAAAGGAGUUCUGUACUCAAUUCGCACAAACGGAUCCACACAGGAGAGAGACCCUACAAGUGCCCUGAUUGUGAGAAGAGCUUCAAAAGGAGUUCUGUACUCAAUUUGCACAAACGGAUCCACACAGGAGAGAGACCCUACAAGUGCCCUGAUUGUGAGAAGAGCUUCAAGAGCAGGUCCGAGGUUAUUAUCCACCAGCGCAUCCACACAGGAGAGAGACCCUACAAGUGCCCUGAGUGUGCAAAGGGCUUCAAAAGCAGUUCUGAACUUAGAUCCCACAAGCGCGUCCACAAAGGAGACAAGCCGUAGUAGUGCCUUGAGUGUGGGAAGAGCUUCCGCCAGAGCUCGAACCUGAGGUGACACCAGCGGAGCCACACCGGGGAACGACCCUACAAGCGCCUGGAUUGCGGGAGGACCUUCGGCAACUUCUCUGACCUGGUCACCCCCCUCCACAUCCACAAGGGAGAGAAGGGAGCAUAUAAAUGCAACGAGUGCGGGACGACGUUCAACUGGAGGCAUAACUUGGUCCGUCACCAGCGCCUGCACACAGGCGAGCGGCCCUACAAGUGCUCCGAGUGUGGGAAGGGCUUCAACGACAGCUCCCCGCUGCUCAUCCACGAGAUGCUCCACCGGGGAGAGAAGCCCUACAAGUGCCUGAGCUGUGGGAAGAAAUUCAUCCAGAGCUCCCACCUCAUUGCCCACCAGUCCGUGCACACUGAAGAGAAGCCCUAUGUGUGCCCCGACUGCGGGAAGCGCUUCGCCCGCCACCAAUACCUCAUCAUGCACCGCCGUGUCCACACGGGCGAGAGGCCCUACGAGUGCCAGGACUGCGGGAAGAGCUUCCGCAAGAGCUCCGACCUCGUCCGCCACAAGACGGUGCACACGGGUGAGAAACCCUACAAGUGCCCCGUGUGUGGGAAGGGUUUCACCCAGAACUUCCGCUGUAACGCGCAUAAAAAGGUCCAUCUUGUGGAGAAGCCCCACAAGUGUCCUGAGUGUGGGAAAAGCUUUGAUGACAGCUCCGACCUUGCUUCCCACCAGCUGGAGAAGUGCUGCAAGUGUCCCGACAGCGGGAUAAAACUCGGUGACAGCACCAAGCUCCAAAAGCAGAGCUUGGUGCACAAACCUGAGAAAUUCUAUCUCUGCUCUGACUGUGGGAAGUGCUUCAGUCGCCGUUCCAACCUCAACCAGCACAAGAAGCUCCACACCGGGGAGAGACCCCACAAAUGCCCCGAGUGCGGGCUGAGCUUCACCAACACCUCACACCUUAUCGUUCACUAUCGGAUCCACACCGGGGAGAGACCCUACAGGUGCCAUGAGUGUGGGAAGGGCUUCACCAUGAGCACCAAAUGCCUGAAGCAUGAGAGGACCCACACGGGAGAAACUCCCUACAGGUGCUCCAAGUGUGGGAAAACCUUCCACUGGAGGAACAACCUGAUCCAACGCCAGCACCUGCACACAGGUGAGCAGCCCUACAAGUGUCCCGAGUGUGAGAAUAGCUUCAAUGACAGCUCCAACCUCAUGUCCCACCAGCGGAUCCACUGGUUGGAGCGGCCACACGUGUGCUUCAGCUGCAGGAAGAACUUCAACCAGAGCCCUGUGCUUGUCCAGCACAGCAGGCUGCUUAUGUGUGAGAAACCUUAUCUCUGCUUGGACUGUGGGAAGAGAUUCACCCAGAGCACUGGCCUUAUUAUUUGUUGGUGAAUCCACACUGGGGAGAGACCCUACAGCUGCCUGGACUGCAGGAAGAGCUUCUGUAGUAGCUCCGACCUCGUGUGGCACCAGUGGACCCUCAGCGGGGAGAGACCCUAUAAAUGUCCCGACUAUGGGAAGGGCUCCAAGUGCAUCACCCACCAGAGGAGCCACAUGGGAGAAGCUCCCUAUAAGUGCUCAGUGUGUGGGAAGACCUACAAAGCAAAGGUGUCCCACCAGAAACUGCAUGUGGAGGAGAAAGCGUUGUGCAAGAAUGGGGUCAGCCCAUCUGGAGCUGGUGAGGACCUAAAAGUCCAACCUUAA